This is a messenger RNA of Malus domestica (apple), 3210 nucleotides long. Its product is annotated as pentatricopeptide repeat-containing protein At5g44230. Lineage: Eukaryota; Viridiplantae; Streptophyta; Magnoliopsida; Rosales; Rosaceae. The record is from RefSeq and is a predicted model, not a curated record. Gene Ontology annotation, molecular function: zinc ion binding; protein binding.
UUUUACUCUGUUUCUUUGUCCCACUGUCACUCUCCCCACUCCCUUUUUUGGUCCCUUUUCACUCAAAUUACGUUGCUAUGUUCUUCUCUUCUUCAAAGUAUGAAACUCUGAAAUAAAUUUCAGUUCUUUGAUAUUACAACUUAGUUCUUGGCGUUGGAUUAAAUCCAAAGCAAAUCCAGCUAGGUAUUCCUCCUUGAAGCAAAAAGGGAAUAUGGGUUGUGGGUUCGUUGGGUUUCAUAAGAGGGAGAGAAAUCAAUUUGAAGCAAAGAGGAAGUUGGGUUCGUGAGACGAAGGAGAUUGGCAAGACGACAAGAUUUGGUGAUGGGUUUGCGGGAUGAUGGAGAUCAGCGAGACGGCAGGAUUUGGCGAUGCAUGCUUGCAGAUCGCAAACGAUGCAGAUAUUAGAGAGCCGGGAUUAGCAAUCCCAUCCUUUUUGGGGGUCCUAGCUAAGACGAGGUAGCGAAGCCUUUAGUCGGAACGAGUCCGACUUAAUCCCAUUAAAGAUAGUCCCGGAUCAAACCAAACACGGACUAGUAAGCUAAUAUAGUCUAGUGAAACCUAACGAGCCCAAACAAACAUACCCGAAGGGUUUUGUGAAAACGCGAUAAACUUCAAAAGGCUGUAUGUGUAAUUAACCCCUAGAGAUAAAAGUUCAAUUCCGAUCCAACCGUCAGAAAAUCAUUCUCUACUUUUCAUGAAACGCAGCGUCUUAUCUGGGUAGCGGGACUUUCACUUCUUCAUAUGCAUUUCUCAGAGUCGCGCGCAGCAGCAGGAGGGCUCGGAUAGUCCAAUGCAAAAUCUUUCUCGCAAAUUCUCAACAGUCCCAAUUCACAAGCUUCUACCUUCCCAGCUUCACCAGCACAGACCACAUCCGGCCGAAAUCUUCUCGGAGUUUCAGCAGAGGCGGAAGCUCUUGGAGCACAAACUCGUCGCCGUUCUAGAUGGAUGCGCCGGCCUCCGCCAAGUCAAAGCGGUUCACGGUCACCUCCUCCUCCACGGCCUCGGCCAAUGCUGCUACGUUCUCACCAAGCUCAUCCGCACGCUCACGAAGCUCGACGUCCCCAUGGACGCGUAUCCGCUCCUAGUCUUCCGACAGAUCAAGUACCCAAACCCGUUUCUCUGGACGGCUAUGAUCCGCGGGUACAGUAUCCAAGGACCUGUUUCGGAAUCGCUGAAUUUUUAUACUUGUAUGAGGAAAUCGGGUGUUGGGCCGGUGUCGUUUACGUUCUCGGCGCUUUUUAAGGCCUGUGGGGAUGUGCUUGAUGUGAAUUUGGGGCGUCAGAUUCAUGCCCACACGAUUUUAGUUGGUGGGUUCGUGGCGGAUUUGUAUGUGGGGAACACUAUGAUCGAUAUGUAUGUGAAAUGUGGGUUUUUGGAGUGUGGGCGCAAGGUGUUUGAUGAAAUGCCUGAGAGGGAUGUUGUUUCUUGGACUGAGUUGAUUGUUGCUUAUACCAAGGUUGGGGAUAUGGAAUCAGCUCGGGAGUUGUUUGAGGGGUUGCCUGCAAAAGAUAUGGUGGCGUGGACUGCAAUGGUUAACGGUUAUGCUCAGAAUGCCCAUCCGAGAGAGGCGUUGGAUUGCUUUGAGAGAAUGCAGUGUGCUGGUGUAGGAACUGAUGAGAUUACAUUGGCUGGUCUCAUUUCGGCUUGUGCACAAUUAGGUGCGUCUAAAUAUGCUAAUUGGGUUCGGGACAUUGCUGAGAAAUCCGGUUUUGGGCCUACUGAAAAUGUUCUUGUGGGUUCUGCAUUGAUAGAUAUGUACUCCAAGUGUGGAAGCUUGGAUAAUGCAUUCAAGGUUUUUCAGGGAAUGAAGGAAAGAAACGUAUUUUCUUAUAGCUCAAUGAUUUUGGGGUUUGCAAUGCACGGUCGUGCAAGUGCAGCAAUAGAAUUAUUUCAUGAGAUGUUGACGACCGAGAUAAGACCUAACAAGGUUACUUUUAUAGGGGUGCUGACAGCUUGCAGCCAUGCUGGUAUGGUUGAUCAAGGUCGGCAGUUAUUUGCAACCAUGGAGAAGUACUAUGAUGUUGUUCCAACAGCUGAUCAUUACACUUGCAUGGUAGACCUACUUGGUCGAGCUGGGCGCUUGGAAGAAGCUCUUGACCUUGUUGAAACAAUGCCAAUAGAUGCCCAUGGAGGCGUGUGGGGAGCUCUACUAGGGGCAUGUCGUACCCAUGGGAAUCCCGACAUUGCUCAGAUUGCUGCUAACCAUCUUUUUGAGCUUGAACCUGAUAGCAUUGGAAACUAUGUAGUGCUCUCGAACAUUUAUGCAUCAGCAGGAAGGUGGGAUGAGGUUUCAAGAGUGAGGAAGUUGAUGAGGGAAAAGGGUCUGAAAAAGAAACCUGCAUAUAGUUGGGUUGAAACAAAGAAAGGUGUAAUUCACGAGUUCUGUGCAGGUGAAACAACCCAUCCAGAGUACACCGAGAUUAAGAAGACGUUGGAGGACCUUCUGGACAGAUUACUGGCUAAUGGCUACCAGCCUAACCUGGAUUCCGCGGCUUAUGCUGUGGGAGAUGAUGAAAAGACGCGUAUAUUAAUGUCUCAUAGUGAAAAGCUAGCUUUAGCGUAUGCAUUGCUCAGUACAGAUUCUGUUUCCACCAUUAAGAUUAUGAAGAACAUUAGGAUUUGUGAAGACUGUCAUUCGUUUAUGUGUGGUGCAUCCCAAGUUACGGGGAGGGAGAUUGUCGUGAGAGAUAACAUGAGAUUCCACCACUUCCACAACGGGACAUGCUCUUGCGGAAACUUUUGGUGAUUGAACCUGCAGAUGAAGAUUGUUGGAAGAAGAUUACAGAGCAAUGAUUGAUAAGGCGGAAGGCCGGUUUCAAGCAAUAUGAGCAUUUAUGGAACACAAUGGGAAAUUACUCUUGCUCCUUGGGCAAACGUGACAGCCAAUGCAGUCGAAGUUCAACCAUCAUUUGGAUUUUGGAACAAAGAUUUUGCUGGUCUGCUGCCGUGGUAUUGGAGGCUUUCACGACGUAACAGAGUUUUGAGAGAUUUAUUAGAAGUACAUGAAGCCUCGAAGACUUGCAGCUAUGACAAUUCAGAACCGUCGCUGGAGCCCUCGGCAUUUCAUUUCAUAUACGAAGAAUAUUUGAGUAUCUCCACUCUUUUAUUUUAUGUUAAAAUUUUGUAUCAAUUCAGCCUUUCGGAAUAAGAGAAUUUGUAUGUACAAUUUUGAAACAUCAGCUGAUCAAUCGUAGCACUGGAAAUUAUAUA